Messenger RNA from Saccostrea cuccullata (small rock oyster), 655 nucleotides. Its product is annotated as heavy metal-binding protein HIP-like. Gene Ontology annotation, molecular function: protein binding. NCBI's taxonomy places the organism in Eukaryota, Metazoa, Mollusca, Bivalvia, Ostreida, Ostreidae. The record is from RefSeq and is a predicted model, not a curated record. The coding region runs from base 17 to 613 and encodes 198 amino acids. The transcript is spliced from 2 exons.
GGUCAUUAUAAUAAUAAUGCAUUCUUCAAGUGUCAAAACAAUGUUAAGAUUGUUUGUUUUGUUUUCACUUUUUUACGCUUCUGCUACAGAAUCAGAAUAUGAGAGCCUUUUACUGCGUCUGGAGAAGCUAGAGAAAGACGUUCGUGAAGAAGUUCAGGAGACAGAGGAACUCCUGGGUUUACUGCAGGAUAACCACAGAGAAGAGAGAGCUGCUCAUCAAGGAUGCAAUGGAGAUGUGGUGGCUUUUCACGCUCAGUUAACGACUACAACCGUGUCUCUCUCUUCUGGUGAAGUUAUCAAAUUUAACAAAGUAAUAACUAAUGUAGGAGACGGCUACAACAGCUCCACGGGAAUAUUCACGGCGCCAGUGUCUGGGUACUAUGAGUUAACCGCAACCAUAAUGGCACAAAGUAGCAACACUUUAAUAACUCGUAUUGUAGUGAACGGUGUAAGUGGAGUUUGUUAUUCCUACAGUUCAAGGUACCAAUCCCAGGGAAUGUGUAACAUGAUAUAUUAUUUGUCGAAGGGACUCACUGUAAAAGUUAUUCAAUAUUCAGGGUCAGCUCUGUACGGUUACGGAUUCUCUUCAUUUUCAGGACAUCUUGUUGGCUGAAUAUACUGAAUUGAUAACAUGUACUCAUUGUAAUAAAGAUUG